Truncatella angustata is the source of this 1749-nucleotide messenger RNA. Its product is annotated as transcription factor PAP1-domain-containing protein. Gene Ontology annotation, molecular function: DNA-binding transcription activator activity, RNA polymerase II-specific; transcription cis-regulatory region binding. The record is from RefSeq and is a predicted model, not a curated record. The coding region runs from base 1 to 1749 and encodes 582 amino acids. Gene Ontology annotation, cellular component: RNA polymerase II transcription regulator complex. NCBI's taxonomy places the organism in Eukaryota, Fungi, Ascomycota, Sordariomycetes, Amphisphaeriales, Sporocadaceae. The transcript is spliced from 3 exons.
AUGGCCUCUGCACAACACCCAAACGGUCUCCCGCCGCACUUCAUCCUCACUCCACAGCAACAGGCACUGCUUUUCCGAGCCCUCACCUCAAAUCAACCCGCCAAUGAGUCUCCACAGACGAAUAGCCUUUCAUUGUCGCCUGCCGCCUUGCACAAGUCACCGCCUCAGAAUAACACCAACGGCAGCGGCGUUCAGGACAGUCCAUUUCUGGACUAUGAUUACAGUUUCGGCCCUGACUCGAGCGGCUUCGAUUUCGAUCUCGGCCUCGACAAUACAGACUCUAUGAUAGGUGAUCUUCCCGGGACGUCGCUCAAUAACGACAAGUCGAGCAACAGCAGCGAUAAGGGUAGUUCUCCGGAUAAUGAUAUUCACGACAAGAGAAGCCACCCUGACGAUGACGAUGACGAUGAUAAGGAAGGCAGUGCGAAGCGACGCGAGAGUGAAGGCAAAGUUCCCAAGAAACCCGGUCGUAAGCCGCUUACGAAUGAACCAAGUUCCAAACGUAAGGCACAAAAUCGCGCCGCUCAGCGUGCUUUCCGUGAGCGUAAAGAGCAGCACCUGAAGGACCUCGAGACCAAAGUUCAGGAGCUUGAGAAGGUGUCGGAGCAGACGAACAAUGAGAAUUCUCAGCUUCGCGCCAAGGUUGAAAAGAUGAACAUGGAAUUGAGCGAAUACAAGAAACGAUUGACUGUUGUCAACAACAAUAUGCGCUCGGCCCCUACUGGAUCAUCGCGGCCAGUUUUCGGUCAAAACCUUGUCAACAAUCUAAACGACGUCAACUUCAUGUUCGAGUUCCCCAAGUUUGGUGUCCUACCCGGGCCUCAACAAUCUCCCGGAAACACCAAUACUCGCCCUUCAUCUUUCCCGUCCCCAUCCAACAGCUUCAGCACACAGCCGACGCCAUCAGACAAGGUAACUGACAAAGCAACUCCCGGCUCUACCAAGAGCCGAAACAGCUCAGAACCAGACAAGGAAGCUCUAGCCAAGGUUUCAUCCAUCAUCAGCAGUGGCCCUUCAUAUGAUGCCUUCUUCAGCAAUGCGUCGAGGUCAAGCCUAGACUCUGGAAAUUAUAGUAUAGGAGGCGGCAAUUCCGGCUCUCCGUCCUCCUCGUCAAACUCCAAUGCUGGUGGUCCCAGCUCUUCCUGCGGAACGUCUCCUGAGCCUUUUACACAAUCACCUAUGGGCUUCAAGCCUGUUGAUACUUUGACGACGAUCGGAGAGGAACAACCCCAAAACGCGAAUGCCAAUGCCACUCAUAAUCAAUUCGAUUUUGGCAAUUUUGACAACAACAACUUCGACUGGCUUUCACAGCAGAAUGGUGGCCAGUUCGACCCACAGCUGUUUGGUGGCUACAGAGAGCCCCAGGACAAUAUUCUGGCCAAUGCUACGUUUGACGAUACAUUCUUCAACGAUGCAUUUGAUGCAGACUUUACCACGCCUUUCAACGUGGCACCCACCAGCCCCAAGGCUCCGAAGAAAAAUAUCUGCGCCGAGAUCGACGCCAGGAAAGAAGAGGAGGAUACGAUAGUCGCCACCGUCAAUGGCAAGUUGCUCACUUGUAACAAUAUAUGGGAACGUCUCCAAAAUUGCCCCAAGGUUCAGUCUGGCGAUAUCGACCUGGACGGUCUUUGCUCUGACUUGCAGAAGAAAGCAAAGUGCGGUGGCACUGGUGCUGUUGUUGAUGAAAAGGACUUCAAGGCGGUCAUGUCCAAGCACCUUGGCCCAUGCCCAGAUGAUAAGCCACAGUAA